Molecule: messenger RNA, 1485 nt
Organism: Pochonia chlamydosporia 170
Lineage: Eukaryota; Fungi; Ascomycota; Sordariomycetes; Hypocreales; Clavicipitaceae
Product: vacuolar ATP synthase subunit C
Exons: 5
Coding region: 1-1485 (494 amino acids)
Biological process (GO): proton transmembrane transport
Cellular component (GO): vacuolar proton-transporting V-type ATPase, V1 domain
Molecular function (GO): proton-transporting ATPase activity, rotational mechanism
Source: RefSeq, a predicted model, not a curated record
AUGUCCCUCCAAUGCAGGAGCUUGGGUAAGAGCUUUGAGGUCAACUGGUGUUCCAUCCAUCAUUCCUUCCCCACUCGCGAGGCCCGCAUCUUGCACCAGUUGACGGCAAACGACAUCACCUCACAAAGUCCAGCCAGCUCUGGAAGCUUGACUGAACGCAAAUUCAACUUGCCGGCCAGGCAAAGCAGUUUCACCCUCGAGAGGCCCGUUACUCACCACCUUUCUCGUCGAGCUGUGUCCCCCGCGUCCGUCGUCAACGUCAUACCUCCUCGUCUGCCUGCCCUUGGUUCUGACAACGUCACCAUGUCUUCGCGCUAUGCCGUUGUGUCCCUACCCCUCGGUGUCUUCGAUUCGAACGACAAAGCUGAUGCCAUCUCGUCUCUCAGCGCUACCAUCUCGCCAGACAAUGGUAGCGUCAGCUCUUUCAGCAUUCCGGACUUCAAGAUUGGCACACUUGAUGCCCUAGUCCAGCAGGCAGACGACCUCACCAAGCUGGAGACGACAUGUCACGCAGUUGUCGCGAAGGUUGGCGAAUCGCUCCGAUCCGUCUUGAACAACGACGAAGAGCGCCUGGCUUCUUACAAAAUGGUCAACGAUAAGCCCACAGAACAGUACCUGCGUACCUUUACUUGGAACAAGAUCCGAUAUCGAAGUGAUAAAUCCCUCGGCGAGCUGAUAGAUAUUCUUCAAAAGGAACUGGUAACGGUAGACAACGACGUCAAAACCAAGUUCAACCAGCACAACGCCGUCAAGUCAAGUCUUGCUGCUUUGCAGCGGCGCCAAACUGGCAACUUGUCGACCAAGUCAUUGACUCCGAUAGUCAACCCGAAACUUUUAGUUCAAGAUUCCGAAUACAUCGAAACACAUCUCAUUGCCGUGCCAAACAACAAUAAGAAAGAAUUCAUCAAGUCAUACGAAACGCUCUCACCCAUGGUUGUACCGAGAUCGUCUGUUGAAGUUGACCAUGAUGACGAGUUUACUCUAUACGCCGUCGCUACGUUCAAGAAAUUUAGUGCAGAGUUUAUUCACAAAUGUCGAGAGCAGAAGUGGACUCCACGUCAAUACGCAUAUGUUGAAGGCGGGCGAGAAGAGGAGCAGCGCGAGCUGGACCGAGUCACCAAUGAGGAGCGCAAGGUUUGCGGGGAGGCUCUUCGCAUCGGCCGAACGGGAUGGAGCGAAAGUGUCAUGGUCUGGAUUCAUGUCUUAACCCUGCGAGUCUUUGUGGAGGCUGUAUUGCGGUACGGGUUGCCACUGGACUAUGUUACGGCUCUGGUGAAGACAACCCCGAAGCUGGCGCCCAAGGUCAAGUCAGCGCUCGACUCUAGCUACUCAUACCUGGGCGGCAACGCAUUCGGUCGCGACAAGCGUGGCAGGGUCACCAAAGAUGACGCAGCCAUGACCUCUGAGAUGGCGGCGGCAGGACUUGGAACCGGUGAGGGACAUGAGUACACAGCCUAUGUUUACUACGAAUUGGAAUUCCCGUAA